UUUGUGAACGGACAAGGAAGAAGUUUGUGACAUUCCCAUGCCUGAACAGAGGGCGAUAGAACUAGUGUAAAGGCAGACUUUUUCGACUGUGUAUAGUUACAAUAAUACACAGAGGCAGGAACAAUGGCAGUGGGUUUAAGCUGGAGGCUGCUUUCCAAUGUGCGGGGUAAACUGCUAGCCAGAGGCUGUGCUGGGGCUGACAGCAGAGCACCCUGUCUGUUACUUGCAAGGAACAUUCAGAGUGGCACUUGGUGGCAUGAACAUCUCUCAGAAGAAAAUAAGCAAUUUCUGAAGCAACUGACUGCAGAGGAAUACAAAGCACAGACAGAAAGCAAACUAUGCCCCUUGAAAGAUGAACCCUGGCCUAGAAAACCAUGGGAACCCGGUUCCAACAGAGUGGGUUUAAUAGCAGUGAAGUUGGGAAUGAUGCCAAUAUGGACUAAAUCUGGGGAAAAGCAUGCUGUCACCAUGUUACAAGUACAAGACUGCCAUGUUAUUAAAUACACACCAAAGGAGGAAAACAAUGGAAAAAGUGCGACUUUAACCGUGGGAGGAAAAAAUGCAUCUCCAUUUAGCAAAACAGAAUCAACAUUGGAAAAAUAUCGUGAAGCUGGAGUGCCACCCAAGCAGAAACUUAGUGUAUUCAAAGUUUCUGAUAAUGCAAUCAUCAAACCAGGAACACCUCUUUAUGCUGCUCAUUUUCGACCAGGGCAGCUUGUGGAUGUCACUGCAAAAACGAUUGGAAAAGGUUUUCAAGGUGUGAUGAAAAGAUGGGGUUACCAUGGCCAGCCAGCUUCUCAUGGACAAACUAAAACACACAGGAGACCUGGAGCUAUAGCUGGUGGUGAUCCUGCACGAGUUUUUCCUGGGACGAAAAUGGCAGGAAGGAUGGGAAAUGUUUACAGAACAGCUCAUUGCCUCAAGGUGUGGAGGGUGAAUACUAAAUUCAACAUCAUUUAUGUGAAUGGUUCUGUUCCUGGGCAUUCCAACUGUUUAGUAAAGAUCACGGACACAAAAGUGGAAGUUAAAAAAAACAAAGAAGACCAACUGCCCUUCCCUACAUAUUUUGCUGAUGGAGAUGAGAAUUUGCCAGAAGACCUUUAUGAUGAGGAAAUAUUCCAGUUCACUGAACCCUCUGUCAAAUACUCUUAGGUUUAUUGACAUCUUCAACGCAUAGGUGCUGUCAUCAGAUCAUCACACUGGCUGUUUUAAGCUAGGGAUUGUUGCCUUUUUUUUUUUUUUUCUUCUUUACAUUUUUCAAAGGCAAAUGUCAUGACAACAUUUUCUAAUAUGAAGAGACCAGCAGUCGUAUCCUGGAUUAAAGAUUUAAAAGUGAAACAUAAGACAAGCAUGGAAUGAUAGGCAGGAUUCAAAGUGAAACUGCUAGGAAAAUCAGCAGAAGAGAAAUGUCUGCUCUAAACAUUGAUGUGCCUCCUCCGCAACUGAGAAACCACAGUUCAUUUGUUGUUGAGAAUGCUGCAUGCAAGUGUAUUACAUUAAUGUAUACGCAAUAAUACAAAUCAAAAUGAAACCACAAAUAUAUUUAAGGUGAACACAAGUGGACUAAAUGUCUUCCAUGUGCAUUUAGCUAAAGACCUAGGUUUGACAUUUAAAGGUUUAUUCAUUAAAUUGUGGAUUGUCAAAAAUGUCAAAUUGUAGACAAAAAAAACC
Molecule: messenger RNA, 1671 nt
Organism: Pelobates fuscus (common spadefoot toad)
Lineage: Eukaryota; Metazoa; Chordata; Amphibia; Anura; Pelobatidae
Gene: MRPL3
Product: mitochondrial ribosomal protein L3
Exons: 10
Coding region: 124-1152 (342 amino acids)
Biological process (GO): translation
Cellular component (GO): mitochondrial large ribosomal subunit; ribosome
Molecular function (GO): structural constituent of ribosome
Source: RefSeq, a predicted model, not a curated record